UUUACAACAGGGGGGCGGGGUCAGGGUCGGCCGGGGCGGGCGGUGCUUUCGCUCGCCCAUGCCCCCUUCUGCCCUCUCGGCUCGCUGCGGGGGGAAGAAGCGUGAACUUGAACGCUGCUGUCUGCUUCUACACCCACUCAGUGCCAGUCCAGGCGGAGGCCAGUCUGUCUUAUCUGUCCGUCCCCGCCGGUCGACUGUCGGUCAGCUUAUCGGAGCCGGAGCAGCUGGAAAGGAGGGGAGGGUCUGCUUCUAGAGGGGUUUGGGGACCCAAGAGAGGUGCCAAACGACGCGACGCGAUGUCCAGGCGCAAACUUGGGAGCCGACCGCAGCACCUGAGCGCAAUUCAAGACCCAGAUGGACGUGACAUGGCGGAAGUCACAGACUCAUCCGGCGACCACCUUCCUCCUCCCCCUCCUCCUCCUCCUCCACAGGUUGGAGGCCCUGAAGAAGGCCGUGACCUGCUAACCUGUGGCCAGUGCAGCCAGGCCUUCCCCCUCGCUCACAUCCUGGCGUUCAUCCAGCACAAGCAGGGCGGCUGCGUCUCACAAAGCCAAGCCGGCGGCGCCGCUCCCCCCUCGCCCGCCAGUCGAGCCGGGCGCCAGAGGGUCACCGGCGUCGAGCCGAAACCCGGCUUCAUCGAGCUCCGAAGAGGGGCUUCCAGGGACCGGUCCUGGGGGGAAGAGGCCGGUCUGGGCGUGAAGGCGGGGCUCGGCAAAUCAGGAACGGACGAGCCUUCGUUUUUCACCUGCCUUCAGUGUGACGGUGUGUUUUGUUCAGCCUGGGCGCUCCUGCAACACGCUCAGCACACGCACUCCUUCAGCAUCUACCAAGAGGACGAGGAGGACGAUGCAUACAUGGGAGGAAGAGAGAACAAACCCACAGCAGCCGUUCUUGACCCGCGCCGCCUGAACCAAGCUCUCGCCUCCGCCUUUCAGCCCUCGGCCCUGCGGCGCUCCCACCAGAGCCACGCCACCUCGGCCGGCCUCCAGGCCAUGAACUUCUCAGUGCGGCUCAGGGAGCUCGCUGAGGGGAACAACACCGACGGCAGCUAUCCCACGGGCCCCAUGUUGUCCCCGUCCUCGUCUCCGCCAGCGGCUUCCACGUUUCCCCAGACCGGCACCCUCCAGGCCGACUUCCACUGUGAGCUGUGCAACCAGAACUUCCACUCGCUGCGCGCGCUGUCUGCCCACCGCCGCACUCACGCCUGCGACCGGCCCUAUCACUGCGGCGUGUGCGGGCAGGCCUUCGCUCAGAGCGGCCAGCUGGCUCGCCACAUAAGGAGCCACCACAGGGUGACUGCAGGCGGAGGAAGUGGAUGCGAGUCUGUGGAGACGGGCGUAAUGGAAGAGGAUGUCGGGAGGCAAGGGGUUAGCGGCAGGCUUCAGGGGGCGGGGAUGGUGGGGAAGGAGCUGGACCUGACCCUCCCCAAACAUCCCUCCGUAGCUUCAGGUCUAAUGCUGUUAAACUCCCAGCUCAGACCGUCUGACAGGGAGCUACUGAGGCUAUACCAGCACCACAGAGCCGGAGGUGAGGAGGCGGCGGAGGGGCAGGGGGAGCCGCAGCCCGCCUCCCCCUGCGCGAGCCCCUCCGAAGGCUCCCUGGAGAGCGGAGAGACGGGCGGGAGCGGCGAAAGCGGCAUCGCCAGUGGCAACUGCACACCCAAGCGCCCGGAAAUGGGCGAGAGGGCACGCGGAGUCGGAGAGUGGGAGAGCGAGCGGGUGGAGCUUGUCGAGAGGGAGAAGGAGUGGGGCUCGGGCGUGCAGGAGUGGCAGAGGGACUUUGAGCGGAGGGGCGCCGUGGGGGGAGCUGCCACGGCCGGUGCGACCGGCAACUCUGCUCCCGGCUCCACCGGGAAGAAGAAGAAAGACGAGGCCUGCGAGUUCUGCGGCAAGCAGUUCAGGAACAGCAGCAACCUGACCGUGCACCGCCGCAGCCACACGGGCGAGAGGCCGUACCGCUGUGGCCUCUGCAACUACGCCUGCGCUCAGAGCUCCAAGCUGACGCGCCACAUGAAGACCCACGGCGCCCAGGGGGCCAAGGCCUCCUUCCUGUGCCAGCUGUGCGCCGUGCCCUUCACCGUGUACGCCACGCUGGAGAAGCACCUGAAGAAGGUCCACGGUCUGAACCACGCCAGCGUGGGGGCUUACGCGCAGGCCAGCGCUGCGGAUACCUUGGCCGCUCUGAGGGCGGGAGAGGAGACGGGAGCGGCGGCGGCGGUGGUGGUGAAGAUGGAGGAAGACGAGGCGAGCUUGGAGAGCAAGGCGCAGGGCGACGCCGUGAGAGACAUGGAUGUGGAAGAAGGCAGAGCGAGUCCAGCUACAGGGGAGGAUCUCCCAUAUGAGAGCGGUGCAGAGGCGAGCCUCGCUUUGGCUCACUGAAAACCGUCAACAAAAUCGAUUUAAACCGGCGCAAAGCAAAGACGCCGCGUCACAGUCGGCGGCGGCAGGUCGCCCCGGCGCCCAGGCCCGCUGCAGCCAGCAGUUGUUCAUAAUCAAAUGCAAAGCUGCUGGCUGAAACUAAGUGCCUACAGUUCUUCAGACCGCAGAGAAAAACAAGUCCGUGACAUUCAGCAGGGAGAUUACCAUACCUCGUGAACAGGAAGUGAACUGCCGCGGUCCACACCAACACAGGAAACCGAUCACCAUGCUGCAGCGCAGAAUGCAAAAAGAAUAGACGCGUUUCAUGUGAGCGACCGACUGGUCAGACGGAGACGCGUCGUCCCUAUCAGAACAGAUGCUGACUUAAACAAAAAAGAGCAAUAUUAUGAUAUGCAGCACUGAUGAGUAGAGAGAGAGAGAGAGGUCAGACUGUGCUGUUCUCUGUGGAGAAGACCUUUUAAAGACUUUGGAGCAGUAAGCGCGCGGCUGAACUGAAUCCAAACACUGUCCGCCUGUAGUUUGUCACUCUUUUUUUUUUUUUUUUUUAAAGGCGCUUGCUUGUCACAACACUUGUCACUUAAUGUUUACAAGGCUGACGGGGCUGAGCGAGGCUCUGCUCCUGACUUUGUGAAUAGAUGCGGCAGCAGCAGCAGCGGUGGAUUGAAAAAAGUUUACACACCUCCUGUUAAAAUGCCAAGUUUCUGUGACCUGAAAACGACGAGACCGCGACAGAUCAUUUCAGAACGUAAAUGGGUGUGAUUCAACCGAAAGACGACGACGUUGUGUUGGAGGGAGGAAUGGAAACAGAAAAAGAAAAAAAGAAAUUCUGUUUGCAAGAGAGUGCACACCCUUAACCGAACGUUCAGUUUCAACGUUCAGUCUUCUUUGAUAGGAGUCACUCAGCGUCUCAGACACCGAACUGGUCAUAUUGGCGCGCCGUCGCUUUUCUUAUGGUGAAAUUCGUCCUUCAGGCCACCGCAGCUUCUCCAGCUCUGCGAGGUUUGGGCCAGAACUGCAGGUGGUUUGAAAGGAAGCGGUCCUGCCUGUCACCGUUUGGUCCAGACAUGAGGAGAAUACAGUAGGUUGUUGUCCCAGUAGACCCGUUUCAGUCUUUAGUCCUUUUUAUCGGUAAUGGAGAAACCUCCAGUUUUAAUAAUCCCACUGCUUCACAUCUUCCCCAAUUAUUGCUGACUCUCUGAUGUCGAUGCUGUGUAGCUAUACAGUAAAGCUUAAAAUUAUUCAUACACUUCGCAGAGUUUCUAUUAAAAAUUAUUGGUAUUCAACCAAGACGUCCUUUUGAAAUGAAGUGAACUGGGAAUUUGUUUAAAAGAUAAUCAUGUGAAAGAAGUAUUGAUUUCUGAAGUUUAUUUACCUUUGGUAAAAAAAUAAUACAUUUUUUCUCAAUUACCAGUGAAAAAAAAUCAUGAUUACAGAAUUUAAACUCUUAUUGCUCAGCAGCUUUUUGCAUGUUUCCUCUGAUAUUUUGUUUAUUUAUCUGUUGAGCUCCAAGCCUCUACUGUGGGAAGGCCUCCUUGCCAUCACCCUAAUCUUUAGCUCCCUUCACAGAUUGGCAAAACGUGAACAUGAUAGACAAUCUAAUCACUUAUCUCCAAUCAGAAUAAGCAUGUUGGUCAAAUUACUUUAACCCCAACCCUAAAUCUGCCCUUGUGUGUGAAUAAUUUUAAAUGUUUUCUAUGGAUUAUUAUUAUUAUUAUUAUUGUACCCUUCUCCUAACCUGAGAUCCUUGUUAACGGAUCGCCGCGGCUUCCGCUAAACGUCACAAAAUUCCUGUUAGGACGGCUGAUAUUGAUGCGAGGUGUGAACUCAAGAAGACUGAAUGCUGGACUGGAAUCAAAAAGUUAGUUUAAUGGUGUGCACACUUUUGCACCCAUUUUAUUGCAGCUUAUUUACCAUCCAUUGCCCCUCCUGACCAGUUUGUAUGUUUUUCAGGUGAAUAAUUCAGGGUACAUGUUGCCUUAAACUGCUGAAAUUAUUCUUUUAGAUCUUAAAAAACUGGUAUUUUAACAGGAUGAUGUGUAGACUUUUUUUUAAAAAAAGAAAAAGAAAAUCCACUGCUCAUGGAUCAUGUUGUCUGUGCUUUUCUAAUUUUUUAUAAAUGUGAAUAUAGAGACUUUAAAGUCUCAUCUGCUGAUGUUUUGUAAGAUUAGUUUCUAUGCAUAAAAAAAAUAAAAAGCCAGCAAUUUUUACAUACAUGUGAAACGGGUGCGUAUUGUUUCCCCUCUGUACUGUUGUGACGGUAAUUCCUCUCUUUUAUAGUUUACAUGGGUAAAGUGCUGGACUGCAGCGGGAAGCUAAUGCAUGUUUCGUAGCAUAAUUUCUGUUGCUAGCUGUCUUUGGAUUCGUCCUAAUUUAUGGAUGCUGCAUGUCGGUGGUUCCUUUGUUUCAUGGCUGAGCUACAGGGUUGAGGGAACGUCAGCCUGCCAAGCGAGCACUUAGGCGUGUGAGUUUUGAGAGGGUGUGGAAAUUAGCUAAUCAUCAAUGGUCAUAAUCAUGGUGUAGUUUCUGGUUCUUUGCGACCAGUUUUAAAACCCAAGUUAAUCUUCACAAAAAUCCGCUCAGUUUGACAGUAAAACCUCAAGGAAUAUGUACUUUUUUUUUUUUUUUUUGACCUCUGAAUCCAUUCAGGUCGUUAAAACUGUGUUUGUGUUUUCUGUUUAAAAGCGAUAUAAUGAGUGAGCGCAGUGUAACUGUUCAGGGAUGAUAUUGUUGUGUGUGUCUGUACAUAUAUAUAUGUGUAUAUAUUGAUAUAUAUAUUAUUUUUUUUCUUGCUGUUCUUGUUGUGGAUACUUGCCUGCCCCUGUUACAUGUCACCCACUUUUUCAGCACGGCUGAAAUUUUCCUUCUUUCUUUCUUUUUUUUUUUUUUUUUUUAAAUGCCCAGAAGUGUCUGUCACUUCCACGGUCUGUGAAAAGGAUGUAAUUUUGUUAUUGACCUCAUGGCUCCACCUCAAUAAAGAAUUGAGGUAAAAUA
Molecule: messenger RNA, 5369 nt
Organism: Fundulus heteroclitus (mummichog)
Lineage: Eukaryota; Metazoa; Chordata; Actinopteri; Cyprinodontiformes; Fundulidae
Gene: znf296
Product: zinc finger protein 296
Exons: 3
Coding region: 297-2378 (693 amino acids)
Biological process (GO): positive regulation of transcription by RNA polymerase II
Cellular component (GO): nucleus
Molecular function (GO): RNA polymerase II cis-regulatory region sequence-specific DNA binding; DNA-binding transcription factor activity
Source: RefSeq, a predicted model, not a curated record